Molecule: messenger RNA, 375 nt
Organism: Phytophthora sojae
Lineage: Eukaryota; Oomycota; Peronosporomycetes; Peronosporales; Peronosporaceae
Exons: 4
Coding region: 1-375 (124 amino acids)
Source: RefSeq, a predicted model, not a curated record
AUGAUCACCCGGGCGGUGCCUGCGAUUGCUGGCUCUGGAGACCCUGCCGCCUUCGAUUCGACGCCAGGUCAAGGCCGCGUGCGGCCACCCGAAGACGUUCUACGUCAGGCUCGCGCCACGAGCAUCACUGGAGUUCUGGGCCAGAUCGCAAAUGUAGCUUCGUACGCUUUUGAGAUUCUGCAAGAGCUCAAGGAUGAGACUAUUGAGUCACAGGAUCGGAUGGCGAAGCUGCACCAGCGAGUGGACGUCCUGGCAGAUGUCACCAUCAGCUCGUCGGCCUUGGAGCGUCCUGCGGCUUUUGUCCAAGCUUACGAACGGUGCGAAGGUGUCCCGCCACUCGAGCUGGUACGUCUUAAACGCCUGCACAUUGCCUAA